GGGGGAUCAGUUCCAGUUGAUAUAAGCCUGGAUGAAGAGAGGGAGGAAAUAACUUAAUUGCUUUAGACUUCAGUUCAGCUGGAGUGGAGAGGAAAGAAUCAGCGUCCCUUCUUUGGAAUUCAGCAAGAAGGUCGUGUUGUUGGUGAGGACAGCUCUUCUGCAGGUUUUGUGGAGGGGCGAUGCCCGCCGGGGGCCGGGCGCUGCUGGCGCUGCUGGGGCUGCCGGCGCUGCUGGCCCUGGGCUGCGCCGCCGACAGCGACUUCGCCGAGGGCGGCCCGGAGCGGCGGCGGCCCGGGCCCGGCCCCGCCUGCCCCCGCGACUGCGGCUGCACCCAGGAGGGCGUCGUGGACUGCGGCGGCAUCGACCUCAAGGAGUUCCCGCUGCUGCUGCCCGAGCUGACCAACCACCUCUCCCUGCAGAAUAACCAAAUAGAAGAAAUCUUUCCAGAAGAGCUUGCUCGUCUUUAUAGACUGGAAACUCUCAAUUUGCAAAACAACAGGCUGACUUCAAAAGGGUUGCCAGAGGAAGCAUUUGAGCAUCUGGAGAACCUGAAUUACCUGUACCUGGCAAACAAUAAGCUAACAGUGGCUCCAAAAUUCCUACCAAAUACCUUGAUCAGUGCAGAUUUUGCAGCCAAUUAUCUCACUAAGAUAUAUGGGCUCACAUUUGGACAGAAACCAAACUUGAGAUCUGUGUAUCUUCAUAACAACAAACUUUCAGAUGCUGGGUUACCUGAUAAUAUGUUCAAUGGCUCUAAUAAUGUGGAGAUACUCAUCAUGUCCAGCAAUUUCUUGAAGUAUGUUCCAAAGAAUCUCCCUCCAGCACUAUAUAAAUUACACUUACAGAGCAACAAGCUGGAGAAGAUUCCCAAAGGAGCCUUCAGCGAGCUUACCGGGCUGCGGGAGCUGUAUCUGCAGAACAACUACUUGUCUAAUGAGGGAAUGGACAAUGAAACUUUCUGGAAAUUGUCUAGUCUUGAAUAUCUGGAUUUGUCCAGCAAUAACCUCUCCCAAAUCCCAAGUGGUUUACCUCGAAACAUCGUCCUCCUCCACCUGGAGAAGAAUGCAAUUAAGGUGAUUGACAGAGAUGUCUUGACCCAAAUUAAGAACCUGGAGUACCUUCUGCUCCACAAUAACAAAUUAAAAGCCCGAGGUAUUCACCCCUCAGCCUUCCAUGGCCUAAAGAAGCUGCACACUGUGCACCUGUACAACAACAUGCUGGAAAGGAUCCCCAGCGGGCUGCCCCGGCGGGUGAAGACACUGAUGAUCCUUCAUAACCAGAUCUCAGAGAUCAACAGGAAUGACUUUGCUACCACUUACUUCCUUGAAGAGCUGAACCUGAGCUACAACAAGCUCACAAGCCCCCAGAUCCAUCGGGAGGCCUUCCGUAAACUGCGGCAACUGAAGUCCCUGGAUCUUUCUGGAAACAAUCUCCACACGGUGCCUUUUGGCUUCCCAAAGAACUUGCAGGUUCUGAAGCUGAAGGAGAAUGAGAUAAGCAUCAUCCCAAAAGGGACUUUGUCUGGGAUGACAAAGCUGAGGGAACUGUAUUUGAGCAACAAUAAACUGAAAGUAAAUUCAAUUUAUUCAAGAGCAUGGAGAGAACUCAGCAGUCUUCAGUCACUAGACAUGGCUGGCAACCAGCUGACAUCUAUCCCAUUAGGCCUGCCAGAAUCUCUGGAAUAUCUGUAUCUCCAGAACAACAAGAUCACAACGGUUUCAGAGAAUGCUUUUGAAUCCACACCCAAAAUAAAGGGGAUUUACCUCAGGUUUAAUAAGAUUGCAGUUGGAGCACUGAAAGAAAGUACCUUCCAAAACCUGAAGCACUUACAGGUGCUGGAUAUUGAAGGGAACCUUGAAUUCAGCAACAGUUCAAAGAAUAAGGAUGACUCAGAAGAGGAGAUGGAAGAUGAGGAAGAGGAAGAGGAAGAAGAACUGAGAUAAAAUGUGAAGUCAUACAAUCCCAUCACAUGGGAGGAAAACAUAUGGAAAAAUACAUAUAUGUCUAUGUGUAUACAUCUAUAUAGAUAUCCAGAGAACACUUAGCAAAACGUGCAAUGAAUUAUGCAGAAACUGUUGUGGCACUGGGCCAGGCUCAUGGAAGACAGUGUGUUUCAGUGCCUUAUUCAGGGAGAGACCCUGAAUGCCUUUCCAAAGCUUCCAAAUCAUCUUAUACAAGACCCAGGAUCAUAAGGGAUUGCUCUGGAACUCACAAAAGCUGGCUUUUGUUUCUUCUGUUUCUCUUCCCUCACUGUUUCCAUCUGUAAUAACAAUAUGGGACUGUUUUGAACGCAGGCCUUCAAAUGCCAUUUUUGUCACUGCAUUUUAAGUGAACCAUGUUUAUGCCUCCUUUCUUUUCCUCCACCCAAAAGAUGCUGUUCUUGGCCAGGGCAGAUGAAUAUCUGCAGUAGUUUCAAGUGCAGAGCAGUGUAUGAGGCAUUUUGGUCAUCAAGCAGCAGUAAUAAUUCUGGAUGCAAUUAUUUCUCUGUUAUAACAAUGUGUAUAUUUGGAUGAGAAAAACAAAAUAAGGCUGGAUCCCGUAAUAUUUUAUCUCUACUGCUAAAACCUGCAGUAUAUUCCUGUUUUAGAAAGGUUUUAAGAUAAAACAAUGCUCUUGUGAAUAUAUAUAUAAAUACAUAUAUAAAAUGUCUGCCUUCCAGA
Molecule: messenger RNA, 2660 nt
Organism: Melospiza georgiana
Lineage: Eukaryota; Metazoa; Chordata; Aves; Passeriformes; Passerellidae
Gene: PODN
Product: podocan
Exons: 11
Coding region: 180-1943 (587 amino acids)
Molecular function (GO): protein binding
Source: RefSeq, a predicted model, not a curated record